GUGGAAUGACGUUAGAUCCCACUCUCGGUCGAAGGCCUGAAUUUGUGGUCGCCCUUCCUGAGUGACGGUAGUGACGCGUAUUGCCAGACGAUGGCGGACGCCGGCUUUCGCCGCGUGGUUCCCAGCGACCUGUACCCUCUUGUGCUCGGCUUUCUGCGCGACAACCAACUCUCAGAGGUGGCCAAUAAGUUCGUCAAAGCGACAGGCGCUGCGCAGCAGGAUGCCAACGCCUCCUCCCUCCUGGACAUCUAUAGCUUCUGGCUCAACAGGUCUACCAAAGCCCCAAAGCGGAAGUUACAGGCAAAUGGACCAGUGACUAAGAAGGCUAAGAAGAGCAGUUCAUCCAGUGACAGCAGUGAGGACAGCAGUGAGGAGGAAGAAGUUAAAGUAGCUCCAGCUAAGAAAUCUGCUGUACCUGUGCCAGCCAAGAAGGCCAUUCCAUCUCAACGUCCUGGAAAGACUGUGGCCAAAGCUUCAGAGAGCAGCAGCAGUGAGGAAUCCAGUGAUGAUGAUGAGGAGGAAGACAGAAAGGUCAACACUGUCCAGCAAAAGGGAGUUAAACCUCAAGCCAAGGCAGCCAGACCUCCUCCUAAGAAGGCCCAGAGUUCUGACUCUGAUUCUGAUUCCAGUUCAGAGGAUGAGGCACCAAAGAACCAGAAGCUGAAGACAGCACCUGUGGCAGUGAAAGCCCCAGCCAAACCAGGUGCACCAGCUCAAACAGUACCUAAGGUGGCCAAUGGCAAAGCCGCCAGUAGCAGCAGCAGCAGCAGCAGCAGCAGCAGCGAUGAUUCAGAGGAGACGGAAGCAGCUGUCCUCAAGACUACACCUAAAAAGCAAGCUGUAACCAAGGCCCUUGUAAAAGUACCUGUUGUAGCCCAGAAGAGUUCUAGUAGUGAAGAGUCCUCCAGUGAGGAGGAAGAGGAACAGAAAAAGACCACCAAGAAGAAACCAGGUCCCUACAGUUCUGUGCCUCCACCUUCUGUUCUCCCACCAAAGAAGCCUCUGGGAGCCCCAUCUUCCAAGAAAGCUCUAGAGAAGAAGCAUUCCGAGGAAAGCAGUGAGGACAGCAGUGACGAGUCUGAUUCAAGUUCUGAGGAAGAGAAGAAACCCCCAGCUAAAGCAGUUGUCUCUAAAGGAGCCACUAAACCAGCUCCAGCGAAGAACGCAGAAGAGAGCUCUUCAGACAGCUCAGACUCUGACAGCUCCGAGGAGGAAGCUCUUUCCAAGCCAUCCAGUAGCUCCAAGAAUUCCUCAAGUAAGCCAGCUGCCACUGCUAAGCCACCUGCUGCUAAGACAGCAACUGCCACUCCCAAGCAGCUUGCAGGCAGCGGCCCAAAGCCUCUGACCAGAAAGGCUGAUAGCAGCUCUAGUGAGGAAGAGAGCAGUUCCAGUGAGGAGGAGACGACUGUGGCCACCCCGAAGGCAAGGGUGACUGCCAAAGCAGCACCGUUUCCGCCUGCCAAACAGGCUGCCCAGGCUGGUGGGGGCAGCAGCUCUGACUCUGAUAGCUCCAGCGGUGAGGAGGAGGAGGAAGAGGAGAAGGAAGAGAAGACAACCAAAUCCCUGGCUAAAAAGCAGCCCAAGAAGGUGGCAGGAGUGGCAGCCCUACCCAAGGCAGUCUCUACCAAGAAAGCCAAGGCUGAGAGCAGUAGCAGUUCUUCCUCCGAGGAUUCCAGUGAGGAAGAUAAAGAGGUGGAGAAACCCAAGAUGGGGCCCACUGCACGACCACAGGCUCCAGAGGCCAACGGCACCUCUGUACUGACUGCCCACAAUGGGAAGUCUGAUGAGGUUACCGAGGAGGAGGAAGGAGAGAAGAAAAAGGCAACAGUGGCUGUCGCUAAGCCAGAGUCAGGAAAGAAACGGAAGCAGAAGGAGGCAGUCAAGGAGUCAGAGACUCCUCAAGCCAAGAAGAUUAAGCUCCAGACUCCUAACACAUUUCCAAAAAGGAAGAAAGGAGAGAAAAGAGCAUCUUCCCCAUUUCGAAGGGUCAGGGAGGAGGACAUAGAGGUGGAUUCACGAGUGGCAGACAACUCCUUUGAUGCCAAGAAAGGUGCAGCUGGAGACUGGGGGGAACGGGCCAAUCAGGUUCUGAAGUUCACCAAGGGCAAGUCCUUCCGGCACGAGAAAACCAAGAAGAAGCGAGGCAGCUACCGAGGAGGCUCCAUUUCUGUGCAGGUCAAUUCCGUCAAGUUUGACAGCGAGUAACCUGGGCGAGCAAGGGCAAUGAUUGACGGCUACUUGCGUGGAACUGGGAUUCCUCUGCUCUGGUGGGGUAGAGGGGUGUCUUGGCGAGGACAGAAGUUUAGAGUAGGUCCUGGGCCUUUACAGCAUAGUAACUCCUCUGGUCCUUUUCUGUGUCCUAGUUUUGUACAGAUUGACUCCCUGCACCCCUUGAAUAUCAGGGACAAAGUAAGAGGAGUGUUGUUUUUAAACAAAUACAUUUUGGUUGUUCCCCUUGUUCUUUGGAAGGCCUCCUGCUGUGAAAUUUAUAUAUUUUGUAUUAAAUGAUUUCUCAUUGGU
Messenger RNA from Cavia porcellus (domestic guinea pig), 2520 nucleotides. RefSeq names its product nucleolar and coiled-body phosphoprotein 1 (gene Nolc1). Lineage: Eukaryota; Metazoa; Chordata; Mammalia; Rodentia; Caviidae. The transcript has 13 exons. Gene Ontology annotation, molecular function: protein binding. The record is from RefSeq and is a predicted model, not a curated record. Gene Ontology annotation, cellular component: nucleoplasm; nucleolus. Bases 91 to 2205 code for a protein of 704 amino acids.